Molecule: messenger RNA, 395 nt
Organism: Leptonychotes weddellii (Weddell seal)
Lineage: Eukaryota; Metazoa; Chordata; Mammalia; Carnivora; Phocidae
Source: RefSeq, a predicted model, not a curated record
AUGUCUUUGUCGAUGGCGCAGCUGCUGAGGGGCCUGACAGGUCUCACCCGGAGGCUCCCAGUGCAGUGUGCCCAGAUCCAUUCCAAGCCUCCGCGGGAGGAACUCGGGACCAUGGAUGUUGCCAUUGGGCUCACCUCCUGCUUCCUGUGUUUCCUUCUGCCAUCGGGCUGGGUCCUGUCGCAUCUGGAGAGCUGCAAGAAGCGGGAGUGAAGGGGGCUGUCCUGUCCCUCACCCUGUGACCUGACCACCCCUGGCCUCUCCUGAUCAUGUCUGCUGCAUCCCUGGCCGGUCUUCCCGGGAUCAUGUCCUUCAAUUACAAUGACCUCUUCUGCAGUCAUGACCUCUCCAUUUCUCCAUGGUGACAUCCUGGGACCACAUAUAUUGGUUUAUAAGGC